AAUAAAAGAUGAAAAAUACAUUGUUCAUAAGCUUUAUACUUUCAUUUGCUUUAUCAAUUAAAGCAGAUGUAAUACCUCCUCGGUUCGGAUCAAAAUGCGCUUUUACAUUCAAUAAAAUUUAUUGUUAUGGUGGAAAAUUGGAUAACAAGCAGUACAAUAAUGACAUGUAUGAAUUAGAUUUGGGCAACUUACCCCAGGGAGCAGUGAGCAAUCUGGUAAACAAUUGGACUUUAGUCACUCCGGAUUUAGGCCCAGGUGUUCCCCCCAAUGAAUAUCGAUAUAAUAGCCAGUUUGUUCUAUUACCUGAUGGUUCCUUAUUUUUUGACGGCGGAUACAAUGAGGAUAACCCACUUGUAGCUAGAAAUAUUACUUACAAUCCUAAAAAUAAUACUUGGACUGUAUUACCUGGACUUAGUUACAGCGACACUAAAAAUGGAGGCAUCUAUAGACAAAUAUAUUCCGCAGGAGCAGUUUAUCUUCCUGAUACUAAAAGCAUAGCAUUUUUUGGAGGAAGGGAAUUGAACGCCGUCUUAAAUACUACUUACGCAAGUUUUAGACCACUUGCCAAUCUGACAUAUGAAACAAAUUCAGAGCAAGACCCCACGAAAAAACUAGCUAAUAGCAUUUACGGAUAUGGCUACAUAACCGAAUUAAACGUCAAUACGAGAGAAUGGACAUCCCGGAAAACUCAACCUAUGGCUUUAAAUGACUUUCCAACUUUAAUUAGUGAUCUGACAGCAACAUAUCAUCCACGUACCAAAGCAAUUAUUUAUCUAGGAGGAUUUUUUAAAAAUCAGCUGUUGGAAGGCUCAACAGAAUCUUUUGGAAAUUUUCUUGCUUAUGAUACCGAAAGCUCCUUGUGGAAUGUACAGCCAACUAAUGGACUGGUUAUACCAACUGCAAGACUUGGUCAUACUGCAACAUUGUUAAAUACCGGGGAUAAUAUUCUCAUGUAUGGAGGAAUUCUCCAGACUAAAAAUGAAUCAUUGGAAGGAAAGCUUUCACCCGACUAUUUGUUUGAUUUGGAUUUGAAUACUUUCACAUGGUCAGUUUAUAACAGACCAUCUGACUCUCUAGGUCCUAGAGCCUUUCAUUCAGCCGUUCUUGUUAAUGAGACGAGUUUGUUAAUAAUGUUUGGUAAAAAAGCAUCAGCAGCAGGGCCGCUUGUUGCUGCAAAUAACAUAAUGGUACUCAACGUGACAGAUAGAUCUUUGCUGACGUCUUUGGAUACCUACCCUAACCCCAUGGAUGUUGAUCUUACAAAAAAUACAACAACUAAUGAGGGUCAAUCCGAGAGCCAGUUUGAUGGAGAAUCCAAAGGACUCUCUGGCGGUGCUAUUGCUGGAAUUGUGAUUGGCAUUGUGGCAUUGGUCGCUAUUAUCGCUUUAGCGGCAAUAUAUCACAAAAAAAAUAAGAGUAAAAAAGACGAAAUGAAGGAGCUUCAAGUUGAUUGGGAUGAAAUAGAUGGUGGGUAUAGAGAUGUCUCACCAUUCGGAGCAAAGUUUUCUGGAGAUUCUACAAACAUGAGCAAUACUGUAGUUCCACCUGAUAUCUCAGAAGAAAAUCAAGGUCAAUCAUCCAAUGCCUAUUCACCAGCUUUAGCAAAUUCGACCCCCAUAAAACCCGACAUUGACCAGGGUAUGCGAACGAAAAUAACACCCAAUUCCAAAGAAUAAAAUCACAUUGUGAUUCAUGAUAAUAGAUAUAACAGAAUUUUUACUUUUACAUGUUAUGAAAAACUCGAUGUUUUUACUUUGUAUAAUUUUCUUUAGCAGUACCAUCGGCUUAUUGCUCUUUUCAGUAAAAUUAUUUUUAAAUUCAUCCAAAAUAACUACGGCUAUUCAGUAUGAUAAAAGCUCAAUUAUGGCUGUAUUUAAUAGCAUAAAAUCAAAUGUUAAGGACUAAUGUCAGUACACUAUUUCCCGAAAUUAUUGACGCACUUUUGGAAAAAAAAUUAGGCGCAUCAAAAAAUAAAAUUAAAGCAGUUGCAGAC
This is a messenger RNA of Mucor mucedo, 1993 nucleotides long. RefSeq lists its product as uncharacterized. Gene Ontology annotation, molecular function: protein binding. Bases 9 to 1676 code for a protein of 555 amino acids. The record is from RefSeq and is a predicted model, not a curated record. The transcript has 9 exons. Lineage: Eukaryota; Fungi; Mucoromycota; Mucoromycetes; Mucorales; Mucoraceae.